GCCUUGCAAAGCCUCUUCUCAAGCCCUCGCUUGGGGGAUCCCGCCAGCCGCACCCCACUCUUUGAACGUCAGCCAGAACCAGAGAAACUCAGGCUGGAUGCAGCCUUCCCGUUCUUGGGAUCAGGUAUGGCUGGCUACACGAAACCUCCCAGUUUGCUGACUCCCUAUGGCCGGAAUGCCUCCUUUCCCGAAUAUCCUUGGAAUUUUAACCCUUACCUGUCCAGCACUUUCCCUCUGAACAGCUCCAAGCUGCCCACCUCUCUCUAUUCCCCUCAUUUCUACCCCAACCCUUUGUCUGGCUCGCUGGCCCAGCUUCCCACGCCCAUCUCCCUCCUGACCAACGAAAACCCCGAGAGAACAACAGCCCUGGCGGGUAGCUCCGUGCCCAGGCUCUGCCUCCCGACCCACAGCACCACUCUGCCCCUCCGCGGGGAUGCCCACGCACCCAGCACUCGCGCUAAGGAAUUGCUAGGCACCAGGCCGCCCAGUCCUUCCGGAGGCCGAGGGGCUAAGGAGGACCCGGCGUCCGAUUCCGAGUUGGAAAUCACAGAUUUGAGUGAAUGCAGUUCGGAAAACGAAGGCUGCGAUUUUAGCCCCGACAGUUUGGAGACGUUAGAGAGCCAGGUGCCAAAUUUCAAACGGUUGGAGAGCAAGCGGGCAGCCAGGGGAAGGCCCGGUCAGCUAGAUGGGGAGGUGGGAGUCAGCCUGGGUCUUAUCAAGCAAGGGAAGGCUCUUGCAAGCAGUUGAAAGCGAGCCCCGAGGUCUCUGGUGUCGUCCCCCCUUACCCCAAAUUCGAAACCAAGGUUAAAGGAAACAAGGUUAAAGCCCACCCCUUCUGUGUCCACUCGAUGUCUAUUUUUAU
Thamnophis sirtalis is the source of this 862-nucleotide messenger RNA. NCBI's taxonomy places the organism in Eukaryota, Metazoa, Chordata, Lepidosauria, Squamata, Natricidae. The record is from RefSeq and is a predicted model, not a curated record.